GCGGGUGCUGACGAUGGCAGCGUCGCUCCCGCGACCUGGGAAUCGGCUCUUCCGAACGUAUGGGGCCGCGGGCGGCGGAGGGCCGCGGCGGCGACCCGGGAGGGCAGCCGCGCAGUGGUUCCCGCCGAAAGACCGGAAGCGUUUAUUCAGCAGCAGCAGUAGCAGCGACGCCAGCGGCGGCGGCCCCUCGCGGUCUGUCGCUUCCGACGAUCCCGACGACCCAGACUUCCUCGGCAUUGCAGUGGGUCGACGGCGGAGGCGCCCUGGCGGGCGAGUCCCGGAGGACCGGCCGAGUCUGAUCGUGACUCCGAGACGCCUGAGGCUGCGAGCUCGGCCUCCGCAGAACUGCAGCACCCCUUGCGGCCCGCUCGACCCGCCACCCUUCUCUAACGGCAGGUCGGGCCGCCUGACGGACCUCAGUGCGUGCAGCCAGCCCGGGGACGGCAGCGAGCUGGGCACCAGUGCCUCCCUGUUCAGCAUUCUGGCCUCUCCUCGCCCCGGCCUCCCAGCAGCCUCCCUGGACCCAGCCUCCCUCCACCGCCUCCAAGAGGCAGCAACAGGAAGACGCAGGUUCACCAGGUUGGCCCAUCAAGCCCAUGUCAACGUCAGGUCAGCGCUCUUUGGUGUUACGGACUCUGGGACCCCUGAGGAUUCUGAGAGUGGGGCAGUUGGGAGGAGUAUGAGGGAGUCUUGCUGUGAAAGCGAACAGGAGAAGAGGCUGGAAAGGCCAGAUUUUUCAAGCAUGGGUAAGAAGAGGGCCACAGACCAGGAUUCUUGUCAACAGAGUGCGUCUCAAGGGGCUGCCCAGAUAGACUAUGAGGAGUCGGAUGGUUGCAAGGGCUGUCUCGUGCAUGGGGAAAUCAACAGGCCUGAGAGAAAAAGGAAACUUCAGGAAACAGUAGAAACCUCCCUUCUCCAUCACCACCAAUUUAAGAAGGGCCAAAAGAUGGAAAAAGACUCAUUCCUCACCCAGGACCUGACUCAUUUACAGAGUGCCUCUUGGACCAAAGCCAGGGCUUCCUUCAGUUUCCACAAGAAGAAGACGGUGACUGCUGUGUCAGAAGUGUGCAGCAGCUACACGCUUGCCAGCUCUCUCUCUGAGUCCCUCCUAUCUGAAUAUCCAAACCCUCCUGUUAUGAACAGAACAAACAGUGCUGUGUCCCCUUGGCUCUGCUCCUCCAUGUAUUUGCUAACCCCCUGUAAGACACUGCAUGUCACAGACAAAAAGGUAUCGGAUGCUGAGAAGGUUUAUGGGGAAUGCAAUCAGGAGGGCCCUAUCCCCUUUAGCUCUUGCCUUUCCACAGAAAAAUUGGAAUGCUGUCAGAAGAUUGGGGAAGGGGUGUUUGGUGAAGUCUUUCAAACAGUUGUUAAUGACACACCUGUUGCCCUAAAAAUCAUUGCUAUCGAAGGACCAGAUUUAGUCAAUGGAGCCCAUCAGAAAACUUUUGAGGAGAUUCUGCCGGAGAUCAUCAUCUCCAAAGAGUUGAGCCUCUUGUCUGAUGAGGUACACAACCGUACAGAAGGCUUUAUUGGCUUGAACUCGGUGCACUGUGUUCAAGGAUCUUACCCUCCCUUGCUCCUCAGAGCCUGGGACCAUUAUAACUCAACUAAAGGGUCUGCAAACGACCGGCCUGACUUUUUUGAGGAAGACCAGCUCUUCAUCGUGCUGGAAUUUGAGUUUGGCGGGAUCGACUUAGAACAAAUGAGAACGAAGUUGUCCUCCAUAGCUACUGCGAAGAGCAUUCUACACCAGAUUACAGCGUCUCUCGCAGUGGCCGAGGCGGCACUGCACUUUGAGCACCGAGACUUACACUGGGGGAACGUGCUCUUAAAGAAAACCAGCCUGAAAGAGGUCCGCUACACCCUCAACGGGAGCACGAGCACCAUCCCCACCCGGGGACUACAAGUCAAUAUCAUUGACUACACGCUGUCACGGCUGGAGCGGGAUGGGAUUGUGGUGUUCUGUGACAUCUCCCUGGAUGAGGACCUAUUUACAGGUGAAGGUGACUACCAGUUUGAGAUCUACAGGCUAAUGAGGAAGGAGAACAACAACUGCUGGGGCGAAUAUCACCCUUACAACAAUGUGCUCUGGCUCCACUACCUCACGGAUAAGAUCCUGAAGCAGAUGGCCUUCAAAAUUAAAUGUAACACCCCUGCCAUGAAACAAAUGAAGAGAAAGAUCCAGCAUUUCUAUAGGACAAUGCUGAACUUCAGGUCUGCCACCGACCUGCUCUGCCAACACAGUCUAUUCAAGUAAGCCAGAGCUGCCCUGCUGGCCCACGCUGAGACGGUGCUGGCCUUAAAGCCCUUGAUGCUCUUUCCAGUCUUCAUCCCCCGAGCAGGGCGGAUCUCCCAUUCUAACUGUUUCUAAUCAGCCUUUCAAACAAGAAUUUUGUUUCCAAGUGGAAACUAAAAUGUUUCUGAAGUUAACAAGUGUUGUUUAAAAGUUAACUAUAUACGGGAGCAACUGAUUAUAAUUUGUAAGCCCUCUUUCUGUCAGCAGAGUCCACUCUGUAAAUGCCUUUUCAUAUAUUCAUCUUUGAGGCCUGACAUUUCAUGUACCCCGGGCAAAAAAAAAAAAAAAAAAAAACCAGGAAAGCUACAGCCCUCAACUUUCACACUGACUGGGGCCUGUGGCUGCAGGUAGCAGAAGGGAGCCGUGCCGCAGGAGGUGAAGUCAGCUCAGGGGCUGUAGCAAAGCAGAGACGGAUAGGCUUGGAGGGAGGAAAGGAAGAUGGUGAACUUACAGGGAGAAGUGCGAGAAAUAUCUCAUGUGUAUCAAGCUCAUUUGGUAAUCACAAAGAGAAGCAGAAUUUAUCGGUUUUCCGGGGGAAAAUAAAUAUCUGCAUGGGUAUUAAAAAGGU
Molecule: messenger RNA, 2864 nt
Organism: Suricata suricatta (meerkat)
Lineage: Eukaryota; Metazoa; Chordata; Mammalia; Carnivora; Herpestidae
Gene: HASPIN
Product: histone H3 associated protein kinase
Exons: 1
Coding region: 14-2257 (747 amino acids)
Biological process (GO): intracellular signal transduction; mitotic cell cycle; protein phosphorylation
Cellular component (GO): cytoplasm; nucleus
Molecular function (GO): ATP binding; histone H3T3 kinase activity
Source: RefSeq, a predicted model, not a curated record